Paramecium pentaurelia is the source of this 1716-nucleotide messenger RNA. The record is from the annotation of a GenBank genome assembly. Lineage: Eukaryota; Ciliophora; Oligohymenophorea; Peniculida; Parameciidae.
AUGAAAUCAUAUACAAUAGAUAAAGACUUAGGUUAAGGAACAUUCAGUAAGGUUAAAUUGGGGAUUCACAAACUAACAGGAGAGAAGGUAAUAAUAGUAUACUUAAUUGAAUUUAGGUGGCUAUAAAAAUAAUUGACAAGACAAAAUAAUAAGAAUCAGAUUAUGUUAGAAUUCAUCGUGAAAUUUCAAUACUAAGAAAACUAAGACAUCCUAAUGUGGUGUAAUUAUUUGAAGUAAGCCAUUUGCAUAGUAGAUUGUCGAAAGUGAUACUAAGUUAUACAUUGUUACUGAGUAUGUUAGUGGAGGAGAACUCUUUGAUCAUAUUGUAAGUAAUAAACGUCUUGAAGAACGAGAAGCUGUUAGACUAUUCAUAUAAUUAAUACAUGCAGUUACUUAUAUUCAUGAACAUCAAGUUGUUCAUAGAGAUUUAAAACCAGAAAAUGUAUUACUCAACGAAGGCACAUUAAAAGUAGUUGAUUUUGGAUUAUCAUCAACUUAUCAAUCUGGAUAGAAAUUGAAAACACCUUGUGGUAGUCCAUGUUAUGCAGCUCCUGAAAUGUUACAAGGACUUUCAUAUGAUGGCUUAUUUACAGAUAUUUGGUCCAGUGGAAUCAUUUUAUAUGCAAUGUUAUGUGGGUAUUUACAUUAUAAUUAAUUUGAGAUGUGUCCCUUUUGAAGAUCAAAAUACCAAGAAAUUAUAUGAAAAAAUAAAAACUUCAGAUUUCCAUUUACCUAAACAUGUUAGUUUAUAGGCUGCUGAUUUACUCAAAAAAUUAUUGAUGAAAGAUCCAACAUAAAGAAUUACUUUAUAAGAAAUAAUGAAUCAUGAUUUCAUUAAAUUUGCAGGUAAAUAUUCUAUUCCUCAGUCUCUUAAGAUUGAUAAUGAAAUUAUAUAAUAAAUGGUUCAAUUUGGAUUAGCCAACCAAUCUGAAAUAAUUGAAAUGAUUCAAAAUAAUAAGCAUAAUCAAAUUACAACUACAUAUUAUCUUUUAUAAAAUAAAAAUCCUUAAUCACAAUCAUAAUUCUCAUCAUAAACUUUCAAUAAAAUUACACAAUAAAUUAUUUAAUAGGUCCCAUUUAAUGAAAAUGCUCCAUAAAUAUUUAAAAUUAAACUCAAAAGUAAAUCUCCUUAUUAAUAAUAACAAAAUGAAGUUACUUAAGAACAUAUUACUUAAUCUCCUAGAAAAACUCAUUAAGAAAAUCAAAAUAAUAUUUCAAUCACAAAAAAAAUGUAUAAAAUAUUCAUACCUAUUUCUUAGACGUAGCAAGACUAGAUCACAAGAACCCAUUCAAAAACGUGAACCUUCACUUAGUAAUCAAUAACCACUUUCUAAAUAAACAAGAUAAGUUCAUAUUGGAGAAUUCUUUAAAAAAACUAAUAAUGAUUAAUUCGAAAAUCUAAGAUAAAAUGCCAACCCUUAAGGAUAUAAUAAGUUUAUUAUCACUGAACGUGUUAGUAUGUAAAAUAAUACAUCCGUUUCAAAAAUACCCUCUAGAUAAGGGAGAUUAUCAUUCAAAAUAGAAUAAAAACCUUUACAAACUUAACCGAACGAAAAUAAUAAAGAUGGCAAAAAUUAAAAAUCUACUUCGAAUACUAAAAAAGCAACUGAACUUAGUUCUAAUCAAAAACUAAUAUAAAUGGAUUCUAUAGCUACAUAGAUAUAAAAUAAUAUUUAGAAUAGGUUUCUUAUUUAUAAAAAGAAAAUUAAGUAAUGA